AUGAGUGUUCAAGCCGCGGUGGCUUUUCUCAACAGUAACAAUGUGGACAACAAGGCAGGCACCCCAGCGAGUUUGCCUAAACCACAAUUAACGAAUUCGAAAACGACUCUAUCGGCUGCUCAGGAAUUGAAAAAGAUCAAAACAGCAGGAGGAGGGGUUGCGACUAUGUUGAAUAAAUUUAACCAGCAACCAGCCCAAGCACCUAUCCAAUCUACGAAUAAACGAGCUCUUCCUACUACUAUCCCUACUACCACCACUACCACCGCUGCCAAAACAAAACCGUCUACUACAAAUACCACUGCCACUACCACUGCCACUACCACUACUGCUAGCGCUAGCGCUAGCGUUAGCGCCAACUCUUCUUCUGCGUCCUCCUCGACAUGUUCUUCCACACCGACGACUUGCGCUUCCUCCACGUCCUCCUCCCCAGACGGCCGUCGACGCUUGUCCGCUUCAACACCGAAGGAACGUUCGAACGAGUCUCCUAUCGCCAAACCCAACGCGGCACCCUUCACUAAACCAUCAUCUCCUGAACGGACGCCGAAAAAAGUGAAUCCCCAGAAAAAAUCCGACCUCGAUCUCAUGGCCGAAGAACUUGUGUCCAUCUACCAAAAAUCGUUGGAUCAAGCAGCAAAUGCCGAAAAUCGCAUCAAAAAAUUGGAAGCUGACGUUGAAAGAUUAUCUUCCGAUGCCACUAAAGCGAGAGAUUAUGAAAUUCGCGUGGAAUAUUUGGCCCAAAAAUUGGAACAGGUAUCCGAGCAACGAGAUGAUAUGGAACAGAAACUGCAGUCGUAUAGACAACGCAUGGUUACCCCUGAAUCUGUCAAUUCGGCCAACUAUCCUGUUUCCAGCCAUUACCAAGCCUCGGUCGAGAAUCGGUUUGACGCUGGCCCGCCGCCGGGAUUGCUGCCUACUUCUGCUUCGGCCGCUGACAAUGAUGAAUACCUAAGCGGAAUUCUCGAUGCGUACGAUCACGAUUCCGACUUGGACGAAGACCAAGCCAACUUGUCCCCGGCAGAAGAUGCAGGCAACAUCACACAAAGAGAACAGCAGUAUCGCCAACAGAUCGAAUUUCUGACCCAGCAAUUACGAGCUUGCGAUCAAAGCGUGAAAUUAACGGUGGAAAAGUACGUGGGCGAACUGGAAGUACAACGGUUACACACAAAGCGACUGAUGGACGUGGUGCGCAAGCAGGACGAACUAAUUGCCAAGUUGGAAUCACAAAUGGGUGCCGGUGGGAGUCAACUGACGAUUUCCACGGCACCCGACCAAGGGUUUCGAGGCAACCACGACCUGUCAAAGGAGUCGUUUCAGGAACACGACAGCUUGUUAAAAGACGAGGUUGAGCUGCAACGCAUCGAACUGGAAAAUAAGCGAGAACUGCUCACGCAACUGUUGAACGAACGCGAAGAUUUAUUACGCAAAGUGGCUCAACACGAAGACGCCUCGUCCCUUUCCAUUUCACGACAAGCACGUUCAGCUUCGAUCCGUUCAUCCAUCGAUGUACUGGCGGAAUUCGCCAAGGGCCCCGUUGCAACCACCGACAAAACCGGUUCACCUGCAUCGCCGCCUUACCAUGCUCGACCUCGAAGUGGUCGAGGCACGCCUCCUCCCACCGCUCCUCCUCGAGAUCCUUUACCACCCGUGCCAGCCAACGGCGCCUAUUCCACCAAAUCCUCGGUUCGCGGUUCCUAUUCCAGCUCGCACACCUCGGUCGCGUCGUCAACCACAUCGUGGUCAUCCCAUGAUUAUGAAAGCCACGUCCCAUCACCGUUGAACGAAAAGUACACCGUGGCAACUGACUCGCGCCUUACUUCGCCAAGACAUACCAUGCUCAAUGAUCCUUCUUUGGUGGUUCCUUCCACGAGAACCAGCAGCACCAUCCACACUAUGGCGCCAACCACUUCAACGCCAGCGAAAAAGCAUAGCUCUUUCUGGAAAAGCUGGAAAAAGAAAAGUUUAACCUCGUCCUGA
Molecule: messenger RNA, 1974 nt
Organism: Radiomyces spectabilis
Lineage: Eukaryota; Fungi; Mucoromycota; Mucoromycetes; Mucorales; Radiomycetaceae
Exons: 1
Coding region: 1-1974 (657 amino acids)
Source: RefSeq, a predicted model, not a curated record